Messenger RNA from Cyclocybe aegerita, 963 nucleotides. NCBI's taxonomy places the organism in Eukaryota, Fungi, Basidiomycota, Agaricomycetes, Agaricales, Hemipholiotaceae. The record is from the annotation of a GenBank genome assembly.
AUGUCCCUCCGACCGGACGCAUCCCGCACGGGUGGGAUGAUUCUCCAGGCAUUCCUAUACGGCCUGUACGUGGUCAGCGUCUUCCAAGCUCUCUCCACUUUGCUCCGGGACCACUCGAAGCCACCAUGUCGAUGGAAGAGGCGCUCAGAUAUCCAGUGGCUCACCCUCUCCGUGUGUGUCUUGCUAUGGGCGAACGGCACGUUGAACGUAUGCCUGGGACUCGUAAGAACGUUGCGCGUGGAUCGGAUCUUCGAGGAAGAGGAGCUUGCAGGCUGGCUGAAUUUGAUUCGGGGAACCAAUUGUUCACUACAAAUCCUCCUCGCGGAUGGGAUACUUAUCUACCGCGCAUGGGUCGUAACUUCCCGCACACUUCGGUUCAUCGUGCUACCUCUCUUUCUCUGGGCCGCUGGACUUGCUUCUUGUAUUGUCGGGCUAAUCUUCCAAGCGCGGUCCAACCUAUUGGCACCCUCCAGAAACCUAACGAUCAUGUACGACGCAUGGACGGUCUUCUGGACAGUGACUGUUGCACUCAGCAUUUAUUGCACUUCCUUGAUUGCGUACAUGGUGUGGAGGGUGGAUCGGGUGGCUUCAAGCAGUCGUGUUGGAAGAUCCCACUUGUUCUCGGUGGUGGUGAUCACUAUCGAGUCGGGUCUUCUCUAUACGAUCACCUCAAUCUUCGCGUGUGUUAGCACUGUUACGAAGAGCGAUUCCAUUUUUACCACUACGGCGGCGGAUAUUAUCAUGAUAGGGAUUGCGUUUAACUUGAUUAUCAUCUCCGCGGGACAUAGGAGGGAAGCGGAGCAAGACAAGUCCCAGCCUGGGGGAGUAAUGGUGACGACGAUAAGAUUUGAAUACCCGGACCACCCUCGGGGUCACAGGGAUUUAGAGAUGGAGCAAAUGACCGGGCAGCCCCCGUUGUAUGAGAAGAACGAAGGAUUACAGUCGACCUCUAGGCGCAUUUAA